This is a messenger RNA of Aphis gossypii (cotton aphid), 2490 nucleotides long. RefSeq names its product proto-oncogene tyrosine-protein kinase receptor Ret. Bases 101 to 2284 code for a protein of 727 amino acids. The record is from RefSeq and is a predicted model, not a curated record. Gene Ontology annotation, biological process: cell surface receptor protein tyrosine kinase signaling pathway; multicellular organism development; positive regulation of kinase activity. The transcript is spliced from 15 exons. NCBI's taxonomy places the organism in Eukaryota, Metazoa, Arthropoda, Insecta, Hemiptera, Aphididae. Gene Ontology annotation, cellular component: signaling receptor complex; axon. Gene Ontology annotation, molecular function: transmembrane receptor protein tyrosine kinase activity; ATP binding.
AGUUGGAGUAGUGUAGUAGACCUGUUGACAACAUAUUUUGUUCAUUAAAUUAUUGAACAAUAAGAACAAAUAUAACGCAAUCGUUCUAGUUUUAAUUGUCAUGAUUUCCAUUUGCAAUUUGCAUAUGCUUAUUUGGAUUACAGCAGCGUACGGUGUAAUAACUCACAGUAUUCACCAAAAAAGGACCGAUACCUCCGAUUCUAUGUCAUCACAGAUUUAUCCAAAUGUCACUUAUACGGUGAAUAAAGGUUCUAGAGAUUACGCCCGUGUUACCGAACCUUUAUCCAGUAUAAAAUCACAGAAAUUAAACUUUUAUCUGGAAGACAAAGAUUCUAAAGUAUUUGGUGUUACAAAAAAAGGUGGAAUAGUAUUUAUCAAGGAUGCCAAACUUUUACAAACAUUUAAUAAUUCACAAUUUACGCUAAAAAUAUUUUAUGGCAAAGAUAAAAAUACGGAAAUAAUUUUAAAACUUGUAAAUUUACUGGAAGAACAAUGUAAGAAAACAUCACACUGUUCUAAUAUUCAUUUAGACACAAAAUCUGAAUGUACAUCGUCGUGCGGAAUAGGAGCUUUUACAAAAUGCCAAUGGCGAGAAUCACCAAAACCAGAUGCGUUCACUGUAAAUUAUUCAACCUGUACCCCAGACAUCAACACUUGUCCAGACGGAAAUUGUGAUAGCCUGGAAAAAAUGAACCAUUUAAUUUGCCCACAGGACUGUACUAAUGACGUAUUUGGCACUGGAAAAGAAGGUCAAACUGGGAUUUCGGGAGCUAAAGGUAUUUGUACAUGUGACGAAAUUGGAAAAUGUACGUGUGAAACAAAACUCAGCGUUGGACCGUUGAAAAUUAAAAAAUACCAAAAUGACUCAGUGACACCCGCACCUACGCCAUUAAAUAAUGAACAAGAAGCAUGUGGAAAUUGGUGCGACAGCAAUGUGAAUACGAGUAUAAUAAUAGUAGUAGCGUUUGUAACAACAGGAAUUGUUAUGUAUUGUUGCAGAAAUGGAAUCAGAUGGAUUUUGGGUAAUAAUAAAACAAAUAGGAACGUCAGAACACUUGAGGAACUGUUACCAAAUAUCAAUCAAGAUGAAUAUCAACCUAAUCAAAUACCUAACAGAGAUACUUUUACCAUUAAUAAUGACUUUGACCCUAAAUGGGAAUUUCCAAGAAGUAGACUUAUUUUGGAGCAGGUGAUUGGCGAAGGAGAAUUUGGUAGAGUUUUGAAAGCUCAAGCUUUAGAUAUUCCUGGUACAAAAGGCAUGUCGACGGUCGCAGUAAAAACAAUAAAAAACGAUGCAGGAAAAACCGAAAAGGAUGAUUUGUUGUCAGAGUAUAACUUGUUAAAAGACGUUAAUCAUCCAAAUGUAGUUAAACUACUAGGAGCUUGUACAACUCAAGAAGGUCCAUUUUACCUUAUUAUUGAAUAUGCCAAAUACGGUUCGCUUAGAUCUUACCUCCGAAAGAGUAGAAUCCUAGACAACAAUACAAGUGGCCUUAUUUCCAAUGCUGCAGGAAAUGUCCAACAAAAUGAAAGUCCGAUAUCUAUGAUGUUUCCACUUUAUCCGAUCAGUCCAAGAGAUAUUUUGAAAUUUGCCUGGCAAAUAUCGAAGGGAAUGGCUUAUCUGGCAGACCUAAAAUUAGUUCAUAGAGAUCUAGCUGCAAGAAACGUUCUAGUUACUGAGGAUAAAAUAUGUAAAAUAUCCGACUUUGGUCUGACCAGAGAUGUUUAUGAAGAUAAUACUUAUUUAAAAAAAACGAAAGGGAGAGUUCCAGUGAAAUGGAUGGCACCAGAAUCUCUAGCAGAUCAUAUAUAUACAAGUAGAUCAGAUGUCUGGAGUUUUGGAAUCUUACUUUGGGAAUUAGUCACUUUAGGGGCAGUUCCAUAUCCAGGAAUAAUCGUACAAGAUUUAUUUAAACUAUUGAAGGAAGGAUAUAGAAUGGAUAAACCAAAAAACUGUUCAGUUGAAUUGUACGAUAUAAUGAACAGCUGUUGGGCAGAAGACCAAUACAGAAGACCUAGUUUUAAAUCGUUAACAACAUCUCUGGAAGAAAUGUUGGAAAAGGGAAACGAUUACUUAAAAUUGGAUUUCAAACAAAUUGUGAAUAACAUGUGUUACUUUAUAGAUGAUGAAGAACUAGCAAAUGAAAAUCAAACUACAACUGAAAUUACAAAAGAAGAAGUGAAGUAUGAAAUUCCUAAACCUGUUAGCGAAAUUGGAAUAGCAUAUGUAUCAAUGAAAGAUUUUAAAUUUGAUCCAGAACAGCAACAAGUUGAAGUUGUGUGAAGUUAUUUAAAAUAUGAUUUUGUGCCAAAUGAGAGUUACCUAAAUACUAGUCAAACAUUACAUAAUUUAAUAUUAUUAUAAGGAGUUCUUAAUUAGCAUUUAAUCUAAAGAGUUUAAAUUAGAUAUGCUUCCAAUUGUAAAUUUAUUAAAACAUAUUUUACUGUAAAAAUUAUUAUUUUAAGUUAUAUAAAAACAUUUUUUAUAUA